Messenger RNA from Cladophialophora bantiana CBS 173.52, 1161 nucleotides. RefSeq lists its product as uncharacterized. The record is from RefSeq and is a predicted model, not a curated record. Bases 1 to 1161 code for a protein of 386 amino acids. The transcript has 2 exons. Lineage: Eukaryota; Fungi; Ascomycota; Eurotiomycetes; Chaetothyriales; Herpotrichiellaceae.
AUGUUUCAUCCUGUCCCCCAAUUACUUCCUGCUUUGGGAUUGGCGGUAUCCGCGCACGUCGCCGCUCUUAUAGCGAUGGUCUUUUCGUCUGCAGAUUCACAUUUUCGGGUCAUUGCUAUACUUCUGAUAGUUCUCCUAGUUCGACAAUGCCUCCUUGCCAUAGAUGAGGCUUCCGAUAGAGGCGAAUUCUUCCGACUUUACAUGUGCGGCUACGCACUUUACGCAAAUGAAUUUCUGCUCCUGAAAAAACUCACUGUUCCGGCCUCGCCUUCGACCCGGCAACGCCUCGUUUCCGGCCUGAAGCUUCUCUUCUCACCGAGAAUCCAUGUCUCUAGAAAGGCAAUUCCUCCAUUUGACCCCGUGGAACCUAGCUAUGUGCCAACACGCUGGAAAUUCCUUUGUCGACAGGCAAUCAGUAUCGCUUGGAUGGCUACUGCUUACCACUGCGUUUUUCAUCGCUACGCCCUGCGGAUCCUCAUCACUGACUAUGCCCGACCGAGAGAGCAUCUCCUUCGGCGCUUGUCACAGGUGAGCGGUCGUGAGGUGGUCGUCCGGGUGUAUACUGUAUUCAAGGAGCAUUUCAGAAACUAUCUCCUGAUGUCCCUUGGUCAUAGCACAACCUCUCUUGUUGGUGUGUUCCUCUUUCAGGACGAUCCAGCCGACUGGCCACCAUUAUACGGAAGCUUGAAAGACGCAUACACUGUUCGGCGAUACUACAGCCAUUUUUGGCACCGAGUCAUGCGAACUGCAUUUGUCUCCAAUGCGAAGUUCCUGUUGUUUCGCCUCCUGCGGGUCUCUCCUUCCGCCGUAACAUCCAGGUAUUUGGUUUCUAUUACCGCCUUUGCUAUUUCCGGCACUAUGCACUCUGUGGCGUUUUCAACAUCUUGGAGAUGUGCAAGUCUUCGGCCGCUGUGGUAUUACCUGUCAAUCGCAAGCGCCAUUCUGGUGGAGGAUCUCGCACAACUAGGCUACCGCAAAUCGAUGACGUCGCUUUCCGGAAAGGCCCCGACGCCUGAUACAAACGAAAACAGUACACAGACUGUCAGCAAGCUACCAUUACAUGAUACCUUCUCCUACUUGGCGAUAUUUUGGGUAUUUAUGGGUCAUAUCUUUCGAAUGCUGGUCGAUUCCAAGAACAGUCUAUCCACAGCUGAUCUGUAA